UCAUCCAUCGCAAAGAAACCGUCUGAGUUGCUGUUCCACUGAAACAAGAGAAAGCUGCGAGCUGAGAAGCAAGGAGAACGACAUGAAUCUAAAGCUCAAGGUGGUGAUUAUUGUACUUCUCGCUAUCCCCUAUGCUGCCUUUGGCCUGAAUUGUCACAAAUGUUCAAGCAAAAAAUCUUGGGAAGAAUGCGACGAUAAAAAGUCAAGCAAAGUGACGUGCGCCGGAAAUGACGCUACAUGCUAUAAGGUUCACUACUCUACUGAGGACAAAACUAUCCAAGUGUUUGCGAAGUCCUGUGGACCUAAAACCUAUUGCACAAAGACUGCAAAUCCCGUUUGCAAAGUUCAUCUUGGUGCGUCAGAUUGUAAAAUAUCUUGCUGUGAAGAAGACAUGUGCAACACAGCCUCACGGGCUGGUUUGAGUGGCCUUGUAAUGCUAUCAGGCGUUCUCGUUGCAGCGCUGUGCAGUUAAAGGCACAAAGGAACCUCGAUGA
This is a messenger RNA of Pocillopora verrucosa, 494 nucleotides long. The record is from RefSeq and is a predicted model, not a curated record. NCBI's taxonomy places the organism in Eukaryota, Metazoa, Cnidaria, Anthozoa, Scleractinia, Pocilloporidae.